AUGGCUACAACCGCUGCAAGCUCAACUUCGUUUUUGUCAAGUAAACUGCCCGCUAUUCCAGCCGCUGCCGAGCCAUAUAUUAUUACGUCGACUGUCUUUGGACUUGUUACAGCAAUGGGCUUUUUUUACAGGAGACGACUUCGACGAAUUCCUUCGUCCGCUUAUUUGACACCGAAUACGCUGCAAGGAAAGAGGAUCCUCAAGGGAAAGGUUACCAGUGUUGGAGACUCGGAUAAUUUCAGGUUCUAUCAUACUCCAGGAGGAGUCUGGGCUGGUUGGGGAUGGUUGAGACAUGUGCCCAAGAAUAGUAAAGAGCUGAAGAACCAGACACUUCAUAUCCGUAUCGCUGGUGUCGAUGCACCCGAGGGAGCGCACUUCGGCAUGCCAGCUCAGCCGUUCUCACAUGAAUCACUGGAAUGGCUUCGGAAGGAGUUGUUGGGCAAGACAGUGGUUGUGAAACCCUUUAGCAAGGACCGAUACGAACGUGUUGUCUCAAUGGCAUGGUAUCCACGAUUGUUGCCGUUCCUGCCAAAGAAGAAUGUGAGCGUGGAAAUGCUGAAGGUUGGGUAUGGACAGAUUUAUCGUCAGGCAGGGUCAGAGUAUGGCGGGAUGCUGCAGGAAUUCGAGAAGGUCGAAGCCAAUGCAAAGUAA
This is a messenger RNA of Gamsiella multidivaricata, 651 nucleotides long. RefSeq lists its product as uncharacterized. Bases 1 to 651 code for a protein of 216 amino acids. NCBI's taxonomy places the organism in Eukaryota, Fungi, Mortierellomycota, Mortierellomycetes, Mortierellales, Mortierellaceae. Gene Ontology annotation, cellular component: mitochondrion; cytoplasm. The record is from RefSeq and is a predicted model, not a curated record. The transcript has 4 exons.